GUCUAGUUUUCUGCUGUGAGUCGUGUCAGUGUUCAGAAUGGCAGAACCAUACGUGCGACACCUCGAGCUUUUGGGUUUCGAGAAAAGGUUUUAUCCAAGCCAGCAUUAUGUUUACAUGGUUAUGGUGAAAUGGAGCGACCAGUCGGAGAAACUCAUCUACAGAAAGUAUCCGGAAAUCCAUACUUUCCAUAAAACCCUGAAGGAGAUGUUCCCAAUCGAGGCAGGUGACAUAAAUCCUAACGAUCGUAUCAUUCCUAAAUUGCCAGCUCCAAAAUGGGUUGACACCCAGAAGUCAACAGAGACUCGGCAGGGGACUCUAACGGAAUACUUUGAUUCUUUGCUCAAACUGCCUUCAAAGAUCAUCCAUUGUCAGCUAGUCAGAGAAUUCUUUAAAGUACGGCCAGAUGAUGAAAGCCCACCAGCUCUGCAUCCACAUAAACGGAACGAGACCUUUGUCACUUCCAGGGAUAAAGCAAGGACUGUCACCUCUGAAAUCACAGGUCCAAUCAUGCUGGAAACCUACAGAGUGAUUGGAGAUUACAGCAAAUCCUCAAAAUAUGAGCUCAAUCUGAAGGCAGGAGAUUCAGUGGAAAUUGUAGAAAAGAGUUCUAAUGGUUGGUGGUUCUGCCAAUGUGAGACACAGAGAGGAUGGGCUCCAGCCUCCUUUCUAGAACCACUGGAUGGACCUGAUGAGUCCGAAGAGCCAGAGCCUAACUAUGCAGGAGAGCUGUACAAAACCACAAAAGCCUACAAAGCAGUGGAGGAAGAUGAGAUCUCCCUGGAGGUUGGUGAAACCAUUGAAGUGAUCCAUAAGCUUCUGGAUGGUUGGUGGGUGGUCAGGAAAGGCGAGGAGACAGGUCACUACCCUUCCAUGUUCCUAUGGAGUACCGGGGAAAGGAAAGAAAUGGAGGCAGAAAGAAGCACUGUUACCAGGAACACACCACCACCCAGGAGAUCGACUAUACGCAAUGCCCAGAGCAUGCAUGCGAAAGGUCGGCAACGAAUCAGCCAAGACACAUACCGCAGACAGAGUCGAAAAGUCUUACAGCAGAGAGGAAGACUGCUGUCCCAGCCGAGAAAAAACUCCAAAUCCACAAUGGAGGAUAGUUCAGAUACGAAAGAAGCUUCCAACAAAGAAGAGGCAAAGAAAACCCCAGCCAUACCUCCUAGACCUAGCCACGAUCUCAUUAUGGAGCGCUGCACUGAGAACACACGCAAGAGAAUCAGCAUCCAUGCCAAUUGAGGUUGACUUGAAGCCUACAUAAAUGCUCAGCAUUGCACCAGAAUGAGGAAUGCCAAGCUUCACUCUUUUAUCGAAAGUUGCGUGCCAUGAAACUAAGACUUUGGUGCAUCUUAAUUGUACAGCACAGUUUCAUUUCCCCGUUUAAAGCACAUUUGAUUUAUUUUCCACAUUUUUGGAUGUCACACAAAAUUGUGUUUAGGGAACUGCAGGCUAGGCAGCUUAAGAAAUGUUCACAAUGCCCAGAGAAAGCUUCACGUUUGUGCUCUGUUUUUGCAAACAAAGAGAACUGUAGUAGGUUUAAGCAAUGUGUAUAUUACCUGACUGUAUACAUAGAUUUCAAUAAGCUAUAGUAUUGUUUUUGUUGAAUGUAUUUUAAUAAAAAAUUAAUAAAUUAAGAA
This is a messenger RNA of Silurus meridionalis, 1641 nucleotides long. RefSeq names its product neutrophil cytosolic factor 1 (gene ncf1). Gene Ontology annotation, biological process: superoxide anion generation; respiratory burst. The record is from RefSeq and is a predicted model, not a curated record. The transcript is spliced from 11 exons. NCBI's taxonomy places the organism in Eukaryota, Metazoa, Chordata, Actinopteri, Siluriformes, Siluridae. The coding region runs from base 38 to 1243 and encodes 401 amino acids. Gene Ontology annotation, molecular function: protein binding; superoxide-generating NADPH oxidase activator activity; phosphatidylinositol binding. Gene Ontology annotation, cellular component: NADPH oxidase complex; cytoplasm.